Fusarium tjaetaba is the source of this 2121-nucleotide messenger RNA. RefSeq names its product endochitinase. Gene Ontology annotation, biological process: chitin catabolic process; carbohydrate metabolic process. The record is from RefSeq and is a predicted model, not a curated record. Gene Ontology annotation, cellular component: extracellular region. Lineage: Eukaryota; Fungi; Ascomycota; Sordariomycetes; Hypocreales; Nectriaceae. Bases 1 to 2121 code for a protein of 706 amino acids. Gene Ontology annotation, molecular function: chitin binding; chitinase activity. The transcript is spliced from 4 exons.
AUGCUCAAGCAACUCAUCCUCAUAGCGCCACUUCUGGUGCAAGCACUUGCUGUGCCCGCAGUGGAGCCCAGACACCAACAUCUUCAUGGACACAUCGAACAUACACAUGGGACCAAGACCAAAAUGACCACGUCUGUCCGUCGUGAAACAGAACAGACCGCCGCACCGCAGUUCAUUCCUCCUAAGAUGCCUUACGCACUUGACCCUAACACCAAAAUUCGCAAGACCACCACUACUGCCGCUGAUUCGAACAAUCCUAAAGAGACUAUUGUCCCCGAGUUCAUCCCACCUAAGAUGCCUUUCGUAGCAAAAGCAUCUUGGCAAAAGUCGACCAAGAACCAGGACAGCUCUGACAAUUCCGCCUCGGUUGCAUCUGUGAAGAAGAAGACUGUUGUCAAGGUCCAGGAGGAAGAAGAUGACAACAAUGACAAACAGCCAACUUUCAUCCCUCCCAGGGCGCCUUUCCGAGGAUCUCGCAAGCCUCAACAGAGUCAAGCUGCCACUCCUCGAGAUACAGUUCCCCAGUUUAUUCCUCCGCGAAACCCCUGGGCACAGUCUAAGCACAACACUCGGUCAACGGAGAGUGACGACCAGGACGUUUCGCAAGAAACUGCUAUUCCUGAUGCGGACCAGCGAGCCGCCAGUGACGAUGAUGAAGUCACCCCGGCACCUGAGCUCCUCAGGCGUGACGAGGAAGGUGCAGAUAACGAAUUCUUCGCUGAGGAGGAUGAGGAUGACUACAACCCUGGGGAUUUCCCCAACCUUGGCGGCCCCGAGGAAGACGAGGACGGUGAUGAUUCUGAGAAUACUCUUGCCGGAAACACAUCUGAGCAGACAACUCAAAACCCCGAGUCCACCAAUGCACAGGAUGAUAGCAGCGCAAAGAACUACUUUGGUGGUGACUUUGAUGAUGAGGAUGACGCCAACAACGCACCUACUCGCUUAGAGGCUCGGGGCGUUGGAAAGCGUAACAUCCUCUACUUCACAAACUGGGGUACCUAUGGGGCGAACUUCCAGCCCCAAAAUCUGCCGGUGAAGGAGAUCACACAUGUUCUAUACUCCUUUGCUAAGGUGAACCCUAAAGACGGAACUGUGUUUUCAUCAGACUCUUACGCCGAUACUGAAAGACUCUAUCCUGGUGACUCUGAUAAUGGUGGAAAGAACGUUUUCGGAUGUGUUAAACAGCUUUACAUUCUUAAGAAAAAGAACCGCAAUUUAAAGGUGCUACUUUCUAUCGGCGGCUGGAAUAACAGUCCAGAUCUCGCUACUGGUGUAAGCACACAGGACCGUCGCAAGAAGUUCAUCUCUUCCGCCAUAAAGCUAAUCACUGACUGGGGCUUCGACGGAAUCGAUGUUGAUUGGGAAUACCCUGCAAAUGCCCAAGAAGCUCGCAACUAUGUCUUGAUACUCUCCGGUCUCAGAAAAGCCCUCGACCAGUACUCAAAGAACAACAAACUGAACUAUCAUUUUAUGCUUACUGUUGCUACAUCAGCCGGUCCAGCAAACUAUAAAGUCAUGGAUUUGAAAGGAAUGAACCCAUGGAUUGACGCUUGGCACCUCAUGGCCUACGACUAUGCUGGCUCCUGGGAUACUACUACUGGUCAUCAGGCCAACGUUUUCGUUUCCAAGAAGAACCCUCUUUCAACAAAGCUUGGCACUGACAAGACAAUUAACGAUUACCUCGCGGCGGGAGUUCCCCCAAAUAAGAUUCUCAUGGGUAUGCCUCUUUACGGGAGAUCCUUUCUCAAGACAUCUGGACUUGGCAAAUCCUACUCGGGCGUUGGCGGCAACUCUGAGGGAACUUACCUGUACAGGGAUUUGCCACGUUCCGGUGCCAAAGCUACUUACAAUGCAGACCUCGUUGCUAGCUAUUCAUAUGAUAGCAAGACGCGGGAACUUAUUACUUACGAUGAUCUCAAAUCUGGCCAAGCCAAAGCCUCUUAUAUCAACCAGCGGAACCUUGGUGGUGCCUUCUUUUGGGAGGCGAGUGGAGAUAAGGUUGGAUCCCAGAGCAUCGUUUCUGGUGUAAAGCGCACUUUAGGCACCCUUGAGACGGUCAACAAUCUUUUGAAAUACCCCACGAGUGCAUACGCCAAUAUCCGAGCUGGAAUGCCGUCUUGA